AUGAUUGGAGCAACAACCUCGGAACCCAAUCGGAUCGCCGCUGACAAAGCCAACCGAUCGGCUCGCAUGUCUCGCGCGCACCCGAUCCACAAGACCAACACCCAACAGCUUUCAAUAUAUCCACGCUGUCAACAAACAUUUCGCGUGCGAAUUGGCCUCGUCGGACAUCUUCAGGCCCAAUGCAGAAACCCGACAACUACACCUGCUGCCUCCGCCAACGCCUCCAUCGUGACCCCUGCACCAACUCCCACGGCGUCCACGACGGCGACCACCACCACCGUCGCCGCCGCCGCCGCCGCCGCACCACUGGCGAUCACGUUUCUGAUCGUCCAUCGACCACUUCUCCGUGUCACUCUAACACAUGUUAGAUCCAAACAGCCCACCCUGGUGUGCGAAAACCUGAUGUGUUGUGGGUGGUCAGCUCGUGCGUGGCACGCGCAGGCGGGAUGUUUAAACUGUCAGCCACUGCGUCAAAUCUCAGUUGAUUGACUGACUCGGACAGUCGACUGGGUUAGGGGAAAGGAGAGAGGUCGAUUAGGGAGACUGCAUUCACACACACUUGAUGGAUAUUCCUAACUAAAAACGGCCUGAUUUGCUUGAAUCUAUCACUGUGCGCGAAAAGUCCUGCUUUGGAAGGCUCUCGACUGAUAUGACAACUCGGUUUCCAUCUCAAUACGGAGAAUCCUGUUACAAUAGCCCCCACUUAAUGUGGCCUUCUUGACGCUCCCAUUCAGUUUGGAUCGGAGCUGUCCCGUCCUUGUCGCAUGAAAACUUGGCCUAUCGUGCGCGAACCAGACGUUUGUGACACGCGUAGACGGGCUGUUAAACUUUGUCAGCCACUGCGUCCGAUCCAGCCUCCGGUCUUCCACACCGAAGUGUGGAGGAGGGGAGUGUGUUAGGUGCAGCGAAAGUCCACCGCCACCACGAACUAAUUCACGGAAAAGUCACCGUUCCAGGACUCACCCUGCUGUGGGGCACACGGUGGACAUUGCUGCUCGCGACGGUCGGAGUUUCAAGGGAAGUCAGCGAUAGAAUGGAAGCUUUGUUGGGACGGAACAAGUAAACGGACAACUCCAAGGAAUAGCACGCAUACAUACAUGGAUUUAUUUAUUAGUACUGCUAACGGCAACAAUAAGUCGACCUUGGGCACAGCGGUGGGGGGGGCAGUAAAUUAACAAUUCUCAAAACAAGAUUAAGCGAAAAGCGAAACUGGAGGCAGCAGAAUAAGAUAAGUGAACUCCACUAGGGAAAAUAAUCGUCAACAAAGAACCCGUACCCCUUCACAAAAUGCAUGGAUAUGGCAAAAAGCCGAUUUCAAUUCAAUAAAAAUUGCUGAGGUGCACGACCCACAUUUCCUUCCGAAUCUGUACUCGUUCCCAUGGACUUUCGAUCUUCCCUUCUUAAAUUACAGAAUUUGCCGGUCUUAUUUCUGCGGCAGUCCGUGAUCUGAGCUUUAAGGAUCACUGUAAACUUAAUUACCUAUUAACCGUGCUUUUGCAGACGGCUGAUCAAAGGGACAAGUAAUAUGAGGAUGGUUGAGAUUAUCUGACCAUCAGUAAGUAGUCCGAUAAAAUAGUCUCCCCUCAGGAACCGUUUUCGUAGCCGCCCUGAUAGCAUUUUGUCGCCUAGGGCUAGACACUUAGUGGCCCGACUUGCAGGCUAGCGCAGGGCUGGUAACCUGACUGACAGUGCUCGAUCUGUGCGAGGAAGGGGGCUUUUCUGCUACGCCCCCUCCUUGAUGCUCACCUGAGUGCAUUUUUCACGUCACGCAUGGAGGUCCUUUGCGCGUACGCAAGCACUUUGUCCAGAAUUUAGGCCCUUGUCUGGAGACUCAAAUCGCCUCGGGCUACAACGCCCUCAACUCGCCCGAGAAGGCGUGUCGACCUGCUGUCUCCGUGUUGACAGUGUCCGCUAGGAUUGCUGAAAAAAUCCAGUCAAUCGCAACACUAUCCCGCGACCGGGCUAGCCCUGGACGACUAGAAUGCUAUCAGGGGUUUAAGGAGUUCACAAUUUAAAGCCUGCCUAGAUUGCAUUGCUAAGGUUUAGUUUACUUAGCGUCCGCCCAUAAGUAGUAACACAGUCAACAAACAUAUUUGGGCAGAAACACGGUUCAAUAGUGUGACAUGAUUGGCAAAAUAUAAAAACUGUACUUACAGACAGAUGUUGCCAAAAAUAAUGAACUACCGUCAAAGUACGCGUUAACGAGAUAGAAGGUUAAAACAAAUAACAAGAGAGCUCCGGAGCAAAAAGUCACAAUUUUCAGAAAUAAUCGAUAGACGCAAAUCAAACGAUUAAUAAUAUUGAUCAACGCAGGAAGUAUAAGAUAGGAAACUUUACUGUAUGUCAAGCGCAUCAGCAGUGGGAAGGAAAGUCUGGCGUUGCCAUUAAGCAAAUACUUAGGCUACUGUCAAAUGGGUAGUGGUGCGAAGAAAUUAGACGUGGAAAAAUACACGGAUAGUCUGCGAUUUAAUCGCCUUUGCUUGCACGCAUACCUGUCGGAACAAGUUUUUGGUGAACGGGGAAGGUUCACGUGACUCAGGCUCGAACCGAGAGACCACAGGUAAGAAGCACCUCAGUCUGCCAUCUUUCAUCAAAAGUGUCUGAUAGCAUUGCAAAAACUGAGCAAACCGAGAGGUGGCAACGUGAAUAAAAUUGUUAGGAUGAUAAACAUUGGACACGUGGGUUAAUAGUAAGUAGCAUGGGUCGUACAAUCUGGUCGAACAAAUUGUUCGUACGCUACGUAGAGGAUCAUAUUCUUAUAAUUUGUCCUCAAACGUCAGAGUCAGAAGGGCAAAAGACAUUGGUGAACAUUCUUUAGGGGUGCGUGUGCUCAUGGGGCUGAAAAGUAAGGGGGCAUAGUUAAACGUAUCUACUGAGUAACUGGCUUGAAAACGCUGCCAGGAGUUAAUGUCAAAAUGAUUACCGGACACCAUUGUGGAACGGCUCUAAACGCCGAAAAACGUGGCACUAUGACACCACCAUCUUUUCUUUCUCACAAAACAGCGUACAUAUAACAGUUUUAUUGGGCAGGUAGCUGCUACUUUCCGGACCUACAUAUUGUAUUUUAUAGGAUGAAAAUAGCGUCCAACGAAAUCAUCAGAUAUUGUUGGUCAUUUGGAAGCACAUUGUGCGAGUAAGUUGCAGUUUCCUCCAGAUAGUCCAAUGUGGAUCGUCUGCGGUACCUCAUUCUUAAAUGUUUACGUCUUAUAAAAUAUUAUAUUUUUUUCACAGACUGAUUGCCGGCGUACGUCGCAGCGGCGUGGCCCAGUAAUGAAACAGCUUGCUAUGGGUCGUUUGGAUUCCCGUUUGCUUGAGGGAUGUUUAAAUUCUAGAAUAUGAUCACCCGUUCGCCUCAACCGACGAUAACUACUGGCACCCCGGGGAUGUGUACAAUAACUUGCAUGUUUAGUUCAGUUCAGCGUAUUUGAAAAAAAUAGGUUAACGCCUUUGAACUCCCUAAUUGCAACAUAAAAAUCAAGAUAAUUCGCAUAAUGCAAAGAAAUUGAACCAUCGUCUGAAUGUUGAUCUAAAUUCAAAUGGGUUGCUUUUUUUAUGGUCACACAGUCACACAGUUCACUUGUUGGUGUAGCAUAUAUACAUCAAACGAUGUUUACAUGUGUCCAUAAAUUGAUUCAUUACAGUUGUCUGGGGCAGGAUGUUCAACGCUUACACGAUGCGGUAGGGAAAAAGUACUUUCGCACAUCCGGUCUCCAUUGGGCCAGACGUCAUUUGAAAGGAUGUGCCAAGAGGAAAAUUCGUAACACUGGAUGGUGCAGUCCAAGCCAUGCACGAUACGGAAACUUUGUAUUAGGUCUUCACUCAUCUGCAUAUAACUCUGAUGAUAAAGAUUAAGGUUAUUUGUGCGUCUCUCGUAUAGCUGUGUGCAUUGACCCUGUAGCGUCUAAACAGUGAGACUGUUCACAUGGAGCUACAAUCAUCAGGUCAAAUCCCAUGUUGGAGAAAAAGGCAGAAGGCACAAAAUGAGGCAAUAGCUGUUUACAGAAACUUUUGCCAUCUUCCCGGACGACAGUCGCUACUGGCGCAGCCAGGGCUCGUGUUGGCUACCUCCAGUCAUGUCUGAGAGUCCCGGAAGAUUAGCGGCAGCUUCUGCUUUACGCUUGUAGGGCCAUCUCAAGGGGUUUCCGAUUGGUGUGUCACAUUUGCCGAGGGGGCGUUAAGCUGUUUUGUAUCGUGGUUACAGGUAGAAGUGGGUUCAAGUGGCCGCAUGGGCAACUGCGACUGUGUGGACGCAAAUGUGUGUCCAAACUGAAGCCGGUUAAGUGGCUUCGAGUCAGAGUGUCCGGAACGGCUCCCUGUAAGGGGUGAAUGACUUUGAUGCUGUGAGGUCUUGGAAAAGAACACCAGACAUAGCCAUGACGAGCGAACUUAAUUUAUUCUGCGUUUAGGCUCUCCAGGCCUGGAUCGCAUAUUCAAGGUGCGGUCUCACGAAGGCUCCGAAGACUUUGCAAGGACACUCUUCACCGCAAUCUGCAAAUGCCUUCUUAAUGGCAUACAGCCUAAAAGUUGUAACCUUAGUCACCUUCCAAUACUGCGUAAAAGGCCUUAGGGUGUCUGCAAUCCAAACUCCAAGAUUUGUCUCUAUUGCUUCCUCUAGAAGUGGCAUUCCGCUGAGGUGGUAUUGCCGCGUUUUUGUGACCUGAUUUUGGUUUCCGAGACGCAGUAUGACGUAUUUGUCCAAAAUGAAACUCUAUGCAGUUGGAAAAACCUCAGCACUACUAAUACAUACAUGCAUGUACUUUAUUUUUCUCUCCACGCAAACCAUAUGCCAUGCAGGUAAGACUUCAGUUUCUCCUACCAGACCUGGAUUACCAGAUGCAUAUUACAUAUAAGAGGUUGAUAUAUGGGGGCUGCGAGGUGCUGCUGGAGAACCACACAGACUGCUACAUAGCCAUUGACCGUGAUAAGGACAGAAGUGUCUGGAGCAGAAUGCGUCAGGAUCGUAACUCUGACUGGGGCAGUCUUCCCCUUGGCAAGGGCAGCUGAGACGUCUUAAAAACUUACGAACGAGCCUUUGUGAUCUGAUAAGAGGUUCGUGAAUGUCAGAAUGGUUUCAGCACGGUUCAGCAAGGACCGGCGGUAGAAAUUAACCGUGUCCAGCGAUCGUUGCAGCUGACGCUUGAAAGUGGAAGGCAGGAAUUUGUGGAGGCCGUUGGAGUUGACAAGGUGUCCGAGAAAUUCAAAGGGUGGAACACCGAACUGGUCAAACACCGCUGCAAGAUGCCUUAUGUUUUCUUUGACCUAGGUGCUGGACUCCAAGUUGUCCGCAGUAUAAGCGCGGACUAAGGGUUGGCCAAGGAACACUCUGCCUACGAACCUCUGUGAAGUAAUGGAACCCAGGGACUUCCAGAUAAGCCAGAUGUGGCUGAUCUGAAGCAUAUGGCUGAAUUCAGGCUUUGCGGCAACAAGACACGCAGUCACGAGAUGAUGUGCACAAGGAAACAAAAAGGCCCAAUGUAGUUAAAAAGCCGUGCGGUAGGGUCCAGAUGCUCAAGGUAGGAUGGGUUAGGCUGCCGUAAUGGGCUGUCGACAGCGAUCGGACUUAUCGGAUCGAUGGUCACCGAUGAUCGACUCGAGUGAGUAGUCCUCAAGAUCGAUCUACAAAAGAGUGAGUCCAUUUAAACAAAGACGUUUCUGUCCGUCAGGUCUGCUGGGGUGUUAUGGUUCACAUAACUUAGAUGGAUGUCCUCAGAUGAAGGGGGCGAGGCUGUGUUUAAAAGGUGGUCCCGACUCAGAACAAAAUCAGUGGUUACUUGUGGUUUUUGCGCCGGAAAAAAUUCAAACGAGAUUUUCGCAUAAUUUCAGAAACCUGAAGACGGAAAAAAUUUCUCGUACUCUAAUACUAAUUAAAAAAUAAAUACAGACUUUGAAUGGCCCUAGAUUAUUGGCGGGGAAUUGAAGUGGGUGCCUCUGCCGGUCUGCGUUUUGAUGUAUUUCAAAACGUGUCGAUAACUUCACAAAAAUAUUCUAACAGACAGAUCCUUUCACUUCACUGCAAUUUUACCGUUCUUCUAUUGUCUUGAAUUUUGAGUUUUAGCGGAUUGGACUUAAGACCCUUUCUAUACCCUAGUAGCAUUCUAGUCGUCCAGUUAUAGCCCGGUCGCCGGCUAUAGCCGGCAGACAAUGCCCAUUUGCGUGCAGCAAGUUGACGCGCCUUAUCGGGCGAGUUGUGGUUGUUGUCGCCCGAGGCGAUUUAAGUCGCCGGACAGGCGUCUUAAGUUCCAGACAAAGUGCGUGCGCACGCUCAAAGGGACCCCGCAGGCGUGACAAGCGAAAUACACUCGGGUGGGCAUCGAAGAGGGUGUGUACCAGAAGGGCUUCUUUCCUCGCACAGUCCGAGCACCGGCAACCAAUUAGACUAUUAUUCCUGCACUAGUCCGCAAAUCAAACAGGCUGGUAAAUAUCUAACCCUGGGCGCCCAAAUACUGUUAGGGUAACUGACCGCCGGGUAGCGGACGACAGUACACUGUCGUCCUGUCGCUAACUCGACGGCGAUUUUCCGGUUCCACGUCCACAAAGGUCAGUGAAUACUCGUUAACUGCUGAUGGGGACAGGCGACUGUUUGCCACCCAACCAGCGGGACAUUUGUGUUGUAUAUUUGCAUCAAAUUUCCUCGUGUAAGAGUUGUCUAUUGACUCACCUUCAUCCCUGUGUUCUCUACGCUAUCAGAAAAUUUUCCUCUGCUGAUAUGCAUGACUUGUCAUGGAUGCGAAAAAUAUGUUUGGCGAAAAACAUGACAUGUACGCGAACUCUGGGUGGCAUCCGUCCGUGAUCAUUCACUUGAACUACCGGACCCGAUUCUUGGCAUGGAACAAUCUGUCGACGCUCAUUUGCAUCCCUUUAUGUAGACGUCUAUGUUGAAGUCUGUUUCAGUGGGAUGCCAAACAACGCAGGCGGUCUCGUCGUGAGUCUGCUUUCCUACACGCGUAAAUUCCACACCCCGCCUUCUAUUGCCCAACGUAGGAGGCCAGUGUAAGAGGUCGCGCAUGCGCUAUACUUCAUCAAAACAGUUACUCGGUUCUGGGUGUAAAACUAAAUCCAAUCCGUUUUCUCGUCGCGAGCAAUCUAUAUUGCGGACCCCACUUGUUAACCGACAAGCGCUUCAAGUCCAUUUGCUUUCUGUGGUCUUCCACUGUUUAAUCGUGCCGUUUUUCCUGGUGACUCCAUGCAUACUCUAGACCGGCCAGUUUUUUAAACGUCAAAUGGCGAGAAGUCACUAGUACGGUGCGUCUGGCGUGCAUCCAGAGUUAUCUGGGAUAAUUCCAAGCAGCUUUACCGGGAUCGUCCUGGGAAGUCUAAUUUUUCAUGCGACCCUACGCUGAACGCUGUAGCGAUUGCGUAUUCGCAAUUGCGAUUCUUCACCAAAUAAAUCAUCCACCUGCACAGUUGUUUUUGUUGUAAGGCCACUUGUUGCGAUCUUGUCUUCAUAUUAUCUUCCGAUGGUGCACUAGGUAUCUCGUCUACCACGUACAACACCAUGUUCAAAAAGUAUAUCCGCCGUUUUCCAGCUCAUUUUAUCCUUUAGAUUCGAUGAGAAGGAGAGUGUUUCCUCUGUCAACAAUGCAAAGAAUUCAGUGUCUAAAAUGAUAAGGAACAAGGUGUUUGAUAAUUUCGAACUGGGCAAGGACUACAUUGAACAGAUUCUUCCAAAAAAGGACGUUCUUAAAUUGUUGAAAUGGUAA
Spirometra erinaceieuropaei is the source of this 7700-nucleotide messenger RNA. NCBI's taxonomy places the organism in Eukaryota, Metazoa, Platyhelminthes, Cestoda, Diphyllobothriidea, Diphyllobothriidae. The record is from the annotation of a GenBank genome assembly.